Hevea brasiliensis (rubber tree) is the source of this 2429-nucleotide messenger RNA. RefSeq lists its product as uncharacterized. The record is from RefSeq and is a predicted model, not a curated record. Gene Ontology annotation, molecular function: protein binding. Lineage: Eukaryota; Viridiplantae; Streptophyta; Magnoliopsida; Malpighiales; Euphorbiaceae. The transcript has 12 exons. The coding region runs from base 71 to 2008 and encodes 645 amino acids.
ACUUUUGCUUCCCAGUUCCCUCCUCUCUCUCUCUCUCUCUCUCUCUAUCCGGGAAGUGAAAUUCUCAUUAAUGUCGAAAGAGAAAUUAAAGUCUGUAAUCACUUCUUUCACUCCUGAUGGUGACUUCCUCGCCAUUUUAUCUCCAAAUGGAACUGUCAAAAUAUGGAGUACUGGCAAUGGAAGUUUAUUGGCAGAGUGGAAGCAGUCAGAUGGCAGCCCUGUUAAUUAUUCAUGUAUGGCCUGCAGUUUCGUUGGAAAGAAGCGUAAAAAAGGACGUGGGUCUUUCUUAUUAGCCCUUGGCACAAGUGGUGGAGAUAUCUUGGCUAUUGAUGCUUUCACCAAUGACACAAAGUGGAAAUCUAGUGGAUGUCAUCCAGGUGGAGUCAUUGGUCUUGCUUUUGUGAAUAAAGGCCAUGCCCUGCAUAGCAUUGGAACUAGUGGAAUGGCAUCUAAGAUGAACUCAGAAUCUGGAGAGCUGAUAAUGGAAUUCAAAGCAUCCAAAAUGCCCAUUGCUUCUUUGGCUUUUUCUAGUGAUGAGAAAAUUUUAGCUGUAGCUAGCAGUAAGACACGGAUUCUGAGCCUGGAGAAUGGAAAAGAGCUUCUGAAGUUCCCUGGUGACUUGGGUCCAGUACACUAUGUUUCUAUAGCUAAUAAUGCAAAGACUAUUAUUACAUCAGGUUUUGGGGAGAAAAAUCUUCAUGUAUGGAGAUAUGAUUUGAGUUCCAAAAGUGUGAAUAGUGGUCCUGUUCUCCCCAUGCGACAUGCUCCAUUAGCCUUUGAAUGCAAGAAUAGUGGUGAAGAAAAAGAAGAUGGUUUAGUUGUCUUAGCACUAUCAGGGUCGGGUGUAGUCUAUGUUUGGAAUUUGAAAACCAUCUCACAAGAUGAGGUUAAUCCAACAAAAAUCACUGUAAAAGCUAACAAAACUGAAACAGACCAGUUGAAAGGUGAAAAUGCCAAGAAGAGUCGCAUUUCAAUUUUUGCUGCCAAAUUACAUGAUCUAGAGGAUGACAAACAGUCGACAGCAGUUAUUGCUUAUGGUUCAAUAGAUUCUCCACAGUUUAGCAUCGUGAACAUUAGUAACUCUGGGGAAAACAUUGUUGUCGGUGCUACAGAUGAGACUGACAGUGUUAGAGAACAUGGGAUUUUGCCUAGGAAAGGUAUUUCAAAGUUUAGCAGUCUUCCCUUGUUUCUUUUCUUGCAGCAUACUGAAAGAUCAAUAAAGUUUCAUGAUUUAGAAUCAGAAUCUGCCUCAUCCCUAAAUAAAAAAACAAAGAAGAAACGGGCUGCAUCUGAUGGGGGAGAUGUUGAUACUGAUAAUGGUGAGGCUAUGGAUGGAGUCCUCUUGGAAGAUGAUAUGAAUGAGCCAACCAUGGGUGAGAAACUUGCAAUUUUAAAUUUACAAGAUAUUGAUAAAACCAAGAGCCAUGAGAAACAGGAAUCACCUCCUUUGGCAAAGCCACCAAGUGCAGACUCAGUCAAUGUUGUUCUCAAGCAAGCAUUACAUGCUGAAGAUCGUGCUCUUCUGCUAGAUUGCUUGUAUACCCAAAAUGAGAAGGUUAUUGCAAAUUCAAUCUCGCAGCUUAGUCCAUCUGAUGUCCUCAAGCUUUUGCACUCUCUUCUAACCAUAAUUGAUUCAAGGGGAUCAAUCUUGGCAUGUGCCCUUCCAUGGCUAAGAAGUUUACUUCUUCAACAUGCAAGUGGAAUAAUGUCCCAUGAUUCUUCUUUACUUGCCUUGAACUCUUUAUAUCAGCUCAUUGAGUCCAGAAUCUCAACUUUCCAAUCAGCUCUUCAGCUAUCAAGUUACUUAGACUUCCUCUAUGCAGGGGCGGUUGAUGAUGCAUCAGAAGAAAAUGAAACAGUAACUCCAGUAAUUUAUGAGGACAAGGAUGAAAGUGAUGAACAAGAAUCUGAUGAAGCCAUGGAAACUGAUCAAGAUAGCGAAGAAGAACAAGAAUUUGGUGAACUUAGUGAUCUUGAAGGAGGUGAUAAUAUCAGCAUGAGUGAAUAAUGUUACCAAGGCUAUUAUCGUUUAUGUUACUAGGAGCAAUGGGUAAAAUGGAUUUGGAAUUUGAUGUCCUGGGAACGUUUUUUCUUGUCAGUCUGAAGGACGAGAGUCUGCCUGAUUCUCAUGGCUUUGCUGCAUAACAUCGUUUUACUGGAGCACAAAGAACAUUUUGGGUAAGCGGAGCAACGGUGAAUUUCAAAGACAUGCCUUUGUUAUUAAGAUCAUGCAAGAAGCUUGUAUUUAUCCAUUUGUCAACUUCGACUUUCCUUUGUAAAACAGAACACUGGAUUUUGGUCAUUAUUACUACACAAAGAAACCUCAUAAUUGUUGUUAUGCCUUUUCUUUUCUCCGGUCAUGUACAUAAUUCUGAUUAGUUUGCUUUACCUUCCUUAGAAAUUAAAGACCCACACAUUCAUUCUCUUUA